Ostrea edulis (European flat oyster) is the source of this 941-nucleotide messenger RNA. RefSeq names its product glutathione S-transferase Mu 1-like. The transcript is spliced from 7 exons. Bases 118 to 765 code for a protein of 215 amino acids. NCBI's taxonomy places the organism in Eukaryota, Metazoa, Mollusca, Bivalvia, Ostreida, Ostreidae. The record is from RefSeq and is a predicted model, not a curated record. Gene Ontology annotation, molecular function: glutathione transferase activity. Gene Ontology annotation, biological process: glutathione metabolic process.
UCUUAUCUCGCUCUUUACCUGAACGAGUACAGUUUACCUGGCGUAUUUUGCUAUCAGACUGUGGUCUGGGGGACGGAAGUUUGAUUCUCUAAGCAGAACGGAAGUCUACUCAGCCUCAUGCCAACCCUGGGAUACUGGGAAAUCAGAGGGCUUGCCCAGCCUAUUCGAUUGUUACUGAAUUAUGCAGGGGAAGAAUUUGAAGACUUGCGAUACGAGCAAGGAGACGCUCCAGACUUCAGCAGGCAAUCUUGGUAUUCUGUGAAACACACACUGGGGCUGGCUUUCCCAAAUCUGCCUUACUACAUUGAUGGUGAUAUCAAAAUGACCCAAAGCAAUACCAUCCUUAGGUACAUUGGAGAUAAACAUGGCCUUUUGGGUAAAACUGCCCAGGAGAAAGUGGACUGCGACAUGAUGAUAGAGAACGCCAUGGACUUCCGGAAUGGGGUGGUUACAUUGUGUUAUAACAAGGACUACGAAAAACUCAAAGGUGAUUACUUCAACAAUGUCAAGGACAAAUUAAGGCAGUUUGACACAUUCCUAGGAAGUAAACCUUGGUUUGCCGGAGAAAAUAUCACCGUCUGUGACUUUCCCAUGUACGAGAUGUUAGACCAACACAAACUGAUGAAGCGUGGAAUCCUAGAUGACUACCCAAACCUCGUGAAGUUUACGGAGAGAUUUGAGAGUCUUCCUAAAAUCAAGGCCUACAUGGCCUCAGAUAAAUUCAUGAUGAGACCGGUGAACAGUAAAAACGCAGCAUUCAAAUGACUUGUUUUCUGUUUUCAUGUACAACGCAAAAUUCUGUGUAGUUACUGAUUGUAUAGACAAAUGCAUAUAUAUGUUCUUUGAAAUCAAAACAGUUUCUUUUCCUAAUUAUCAAAAUACCAUACGACCAUGAUCAUUAUUUCCAAUAUAGUGUCGUAUAAUAAACAGAAUCCUGCGUC